Dendronephthya gigantea is the source of this 784-nucleotide messenger RNA. Its product is annotated as ATP-dependent DNA helicase PIF1-like. The coding region runs from base 38 to 784 and encodes 248 amino acids. Lineage: Eukaryota; Metazoa; Cnidaria; Anthozoa; Malacalcyonacea; Nephtheidae. The transcript has a single exon. Gene Ontology annotation, molecular function: DNA helicase activity; ATP hydrolysis activity. Gene Ontology annotation, biological process: telomere maintenance; DNA repair. The record is from RefSeq and is a predicted model, not a curated record.
AUAAACAUCUUCCUUAUUACAGAGAUUACAUCAAUCCAUGAAUCAAACGGUUGAUUUAUCAUCCAUCAAGUUGACAAAAGAGCAACAAGACGUCGCAGACCUCGCAGAACUUGGCCAUAAUGUUUGCAUAUUUGGAAGGGCUGGCGUGGGAAAGACUACAGUUGUCGAAGAAAUAACGAAAAGAUUAACUGCAAAUGGAAUUAAAGUUCAAGUUCUAUCAUCAAGUGGGAUAUCGUGCAUGGCUUAUAACUGUGGGGCUAAAACUGUCCACGCCCACUAUGGCUUGCAAACUGCAGAGCUGCCAGAUAGUCUCUUGAUUGAACGUUCCCUUCGACGGCAGAAUAUACUCGAAAACAUAGAAAAUACUAACGCAGUAAUUUGGGACGAGAUUUCAAUGUCCAGUGAACGUAUUUUUAGUUUAGUCAAUCUUCUUCAACACACUGUCUUAAAAAAUAACCAUCCUUUUGGAGGUGUUCAAAUCAUUUUAGUUGGUGAUUUCUGGCAGUUGAAGCCGAUUCCAGGUCCAUUCGAUUUAGGAAAAGUGAUAUAUUCUUCGGAGCUGUUUGAAAAGGCAUUCAAACAUCGAUUUAAACUGACAACGAUUUGGCGUCAAGGGGGUGAAGAGUUAAAGUUGAAAGCCGCAUUAGAUCAAAUACGAUGGGACAAUGCGAUGAUGCGACAGAGGAAUAUCUCCAAGGUUUAUCGGAAGAACCUAUCUCGCAUUGCACUCAGACGAGCCUCCUGUUCAUAUCUUUUUCAAGAGAUUGCCUGUCAGCGUUCAUAA